AUGAGAAACACGAGGAAUAUUCAUGUGAGGAACCAAGGCACGGAUCCAUCUUCGCCGAUGAUGACGUCUCCUCUGAUGAAUCGUCACGGACGGACAGGAUCCAACGCUGGACCAGGAUCUAACGCCAAGAAAGCUCAGACGAAAGCAGCAGCUCAGAGACUCGCGGCUGUGAUGUCGACCCAAACGGGAGAUGAUGAAGACAGUGAUGAUGACCUUUCUUUUGACUACAACGCUGUUGGAAGCAUUGGUCUCGCUGCUGGAAGAUCUAAUCCUUCUCGGUCUCCAAUGAUCAAGAAACCUGUAGCAAGGCGUCCGCAGAUGGGAACUCCACAGUUAGCUGAUGAUGACAAUGAUGAUGAUGAUUUCUCAGUGGAUGUAUCUAGUAACAGGCCUAGUAUUGGUCUUCCUGGUGGGAGAGCGAUAAGACCUAAGUCUCCUGUGGUGGUUAGCUUAUUGCAAGUUCAUUGUCUAACCAAAUGUGUAUUAUGUUCAUAUAUUUAUUUAAUUUCGGCGCAGACUAAAAUUGCACCACCGAGACGUACACAACCAGUAAAUGAAGAUAAGAAGAAGGAUGAUGAUGACGAUGAUGAUGAUGUUGUUUCAGUAGAUUAUACAAUUGGUAGACCAAGUAUUGGACUUGGAAGUGGGAGGGCAAUGCGGCCACAAGCUUCUAUGAACAAAGUCCAACCACAAGGACGUCCGAUGAUGGCAGUUAGUCAACUUAAUGAUGAGGAAAACGAAGAUGAUGAGACUCCAUAUACGUAUACAGGAGGCGUUCCAAGUGUUGGACUUGCUGGUGGAAGGUCUGCACGGUCACGUUCUCCUCUGAAAAAAGCCCCUCCACUGAGACAUCCACAAGCAUCAAGUGGAGACAGUGAUGCUGAUUAUGAUGAGCCUUAUACUAGUGUCAUGCCUAGCAUAGGACUUGCUGGUGGACGUUCAAUGAAGCCUCGCACUCCUUUGUCAAUUCGUACAAAGGAACAACCUCAGACCGGAGUUCCAACUUCGGGUAACCGAUCAUCAUUCAGUGAGGAUUCAACAUUACCUCAGACAACAACAAACCAAGUGGACCAAUCUCCAUCUUCACGUUCUGGCUUCUCUAACAAAUCAUCUCAGUCUCUCAAUACUAUUGAUCAACCUCCCUCAGCUCGUUCAUCUUUCAGUGGUCGUCCUAUAAGGACAGUACCUUUGAUGCCAUCUUCUGUUCCUAUAUCACUUAAACCAGUCACUCCUGGUUUUCAAUCUGACACACCAACCAAUCUUAGAAAAGACAAAAGUAGGUUUUCCAUGGAUUUGGGAAGCUCAGGAAACUUAAGAGAGUUAGGAAGUCAACGGUCUACUUCAGCUUUGCAAGAUGAGGUUGAUAUGUUACAGGAAGAAAAUGAAAGUUUGUUAGACAAGCUUCGACUUGCAGAAGAUAAAUGUGAAGAAGCAGAUGCAAGAGCUAAGCAACUUGAGAAGCAGGUUGAGAUCCUUGGUGAAGGUGUUACUAUGGACGCACGUCUUUUAAGCAGGAAGGAGGCAGCUCUGCAACAGAGAGAGGCUGCUUUGAAACUCGCAUCAAAAUCUCGUGGAGGAAAGGGAGAAGAUGUUUCAGCUCUUCAUACAGAAGCUGAGAUAGCUAGGGAGGAAGCAGCAUCUUCUUUAGAGCAGCUACAUGAAGUUGAAUCAGAGCUUAACUCUCUAAAAACCAUGACCAAGAGAUUGAUAUUAACUCAGGAAGAGAUGGAAGAGGUUGUUCUGAAGAGGUGCUGGCUUUCACGUUAUUGGGGCUUAUGCGUUAGACAUGGGAUACAAGCAGAUAUUGCACGAGCAAAGCAUGAGUACUGGUCAUCGUUUGCACCUCUUCCUCUAGAGAUUGUUCUUUCUGCAGGACAAAGAGCUAAGGACAUGGUUACACGAUCUAACAGCACACUUGGAGAAAGAGAAAAAACAUUUCAGAAUCUGCAUGAAACUUCUGGUGAAGGAAAUGUUGAAAGCAUGGUAUGGGUGGAGAAAGGAUUGAGAGAACUGGCUGCACUAAAGGUUCAAGAGGCAGUUGCAUAUGUCAUGGCUCAUAAUAGAAGGAACUCAUCAUCCAAGACUUUUGUUUCAGAUGAAGUGAAACUGCCAAUGGAUGGACAGUUUGAAGCCUUUGAGUUAAGUGAUGAUGAAGUUGAAGAUGUGAGUUUUAAACAGGCAUGGCUUUCAUAUUUUUGGAGAAGAGCUAAGAAUCAUGAUAUUGAAGCUGAUCUCGCGGAUGAGCGUUUGCAGUAUUGGAUAAACCAAGGGACACGAUCUGCCACCUCACAAGAUGCUGUUGAUGUGGAAAAAGGACUAAUGGAGCUGAGGAAACUGAACAUAGAGUCACAGCUUUGGCAAAAGUCAAGAAAAGGACUUGAUCAUGAAUCUAACCCUUCUUCUCAUCUUGAACUCUCUUUCUGA
Molecule: messenger RNA, 2424 nt
Organism: Eruca vesicaria subsp. sativa (arugula)
Lineage: Eukaryota; Viridiplantae; Streptophyta; Magnoliopsida; Brassicales; Brassicaceae
Source: the annotation of a GenBank genome assembly